Messenger RNA from Cataglyphis hispanica, 2693 nucleotides. RefSeq names its product histone deacetylase complex subunit SAP130 (gene Sap130). Lineage: Eukaryota; Metazoa; Arthropoda; Insecta; Hymenoptera; Formicidae. Bases 491 to 2587 code for a protein of 698 amino acids. Gene Ontology annotation, biological process: negative regulation of transcription by RNA polymerase II. Gene Ontology annotation, cellular component: Sin3-type complex. The record is from RefSeq and is a predicted model, not a curated record. The transcript has 9 exons.
CUUUACACAAUAGCAGAAUUUAUUUUAAUUUACUUAUUCUGCAUUAUAUGUGUCAAGUAUCGGGCCAAGUGGAAGGCUUACCUAGUCAAGUACGAGGCUUAUAAUCGCCAUUGAUGGAAUAUUGUCCUUUCUAUAGAGGAAUACUUUCCCUUCUAUAGAGGAAUACUUUCCCUUCUAUAGAGGAAUACUCUUCUUUCUAAAUGUAUUUGACAAUGAAUAGAUUUCGAGUUGCAAUUGGACUUUUAACAAAUCACGUGAAUCUAAGGACAUAUAUUCAAUCGUAGAAUUGCAAGAUAAAAAAAAAAUGUCAACUAUACAGAAAGGAAAAAGAAGACAACAUGCUUAUGCCUUUGAUUGGCAUUGAUAUACAAAAUAUACAAAUUUAUGUUCUAUAGGACCUACAGUGAAAAUAAUAUCACCAGGAAUAUUAAAUACUGUGGACAGGCAAAACCAACCACAGACACAGCCAUUGACACAACAAGCAGUCAAUAUGCCAGCCACAUACCAUGUACCAAGGGGAGCUGCAGCAGUUGCUAAUAUCGCUGCUCCUAGAUCAACAGUUGCCACUCCUAUUGUCAGAGCAAAUACAGGACAAACUGUGCCUACUACUAGAUCAGGUAAUACAUCAAUCUCCAAUCCCCAAUGGCAAUCUAAAACAUCUGUCGUAUACGCGCAAAAUGUAUCACAAAGGCAUUCUGCACCUCCGGUCAGUAGAGUUUCCAGGCCACCAACCACCAUAUACACUGGGCAACAAACACGACUAAUUACGCCAGCCAGUCAGGGAAGAUCUGUUCAAGCCAUGGUCACUGGUACUCCGUCCAGAUUGAUAACGCCCAUCUUGCAAACAAAUAAUAUAAGACUUCCACUUCCACAAAGCAGACCGCCGACACCGCAAGUAGUAACUGUGUCGCAAACUUCGCAACCAGGAAGAUCAUCGACACAAACCAUUCAACCCAGCCAAUCUAACAGACCUCUAACCACAUCUGGUACUACAAAACGAAUAGCUGUAUCAACACCCAUAGAAACGGCGAACAGAAUUAACAGCACGACUUCGGUUACCAUCGGUUCAGUGGAAGCACCAGGGCGACAAUUAUCGAUCAACACAGUGGCUGGGCCUUCGACUAGCACUGUUAGCCAUAUUGUUAUUCCUUCACAACAGAUUCAACAACAGCCAGGUGGACCACGUGUCGUUCAGAAUGUUACAUGCCUAUCAAGCUUCAGUACAGUGUCUCAAGUGAUUACGACAACCGCGAAUACGCAAUCGAACGCGAUGCGUAUAUUGCAAACGGUCCCAACCACAGUUACAAAAAUCGCAGGAAUGUCUCUGCAUUCUCUGCCUCUAGUAUCGGUGAGGGCUGCACCGACGCCAGUUAAAGUCACUUCUGCACAGCCACAGACUAUCGGACAAACCGUCCAGAUUAAACCAGCGCAACCAGCUAGCAUACGCGUAUCGUCCACAAACAGUGGCACGGCUACCAGUUCCACACAGCCGAUUCAAGGACAAUACAUAACUCCGCCGCAUAACACUACUACAUACUAUUCCUUUGAGACUACAGGAACAUACUCACCAUUUCGACAGGGUUCAAUGCAACCAGUAAGAUUAGUCGUCGAACCAGGAGGAUAUGAGGAACCUCAUGGUAAACCUAAUGCAUCUCCCAGACCAAGCAUCCUGAGAAAGAGAGAUCAUGACAAUUCACCAGUCAAAGGUGUUGCUAAAAAUUUAAAUCCUGUACUGGCAUCUCUACCAUCAAGUAGAUCGAUCAGUCCGCCGUUAUCACCAAAAGGAGAUUUGGAUGGCGGUGGAUGCCAAAGUUCCGGUUCUACGACCGUAUCUGCUACGUCUUCACCAGGUCUUGAUGAGGAACCUGAACAAUCGAGGAUUACUAUCAAUCCUAUUAUAGAAAUGUCACCAAGAAAAAAACCACGCAAACAGCAACUCACAGGCGUAGAAUUAACAGAACCUAGAUGUACAGAAGAAGAGAUGCAAUUUAUUACAGAGGAGAAAAUGAAAAAAGAGAAUAAAGAAGAAUCAAAAGAGAAGUUUUCUGACAAGAGACAAAUCUCCAAUGUUCAAAGUGACAUUAAAUCAUCUACUCAACAAACAGAAAAUACAAUACGGACACGGCCUAUUCCAAGUUUGAUAGGUUCUUCUUGGAAAAACAAGUGGAGUGUUAGACUGCACCAUUAUAGAAGACCUAGUGAUGUCCGACCUCGCGAAGAGAGAAGACCUACAGUUGCUGAACUGGCACAACAGAAACAUGUAUUACAGAAACUGAAUGGGUGGAAAGUUUAUCAUCUCACUACUCAAAUGGAAGACAUCGCAGAUCUUGAAAAACAGGUGCACGAAAAAUUAAAAACUACACUAAUGCUAUUAGAAUCACAGCAAACUCUUAAAAGCAGACACAACGACGGACUGGAACGUGUGAAUGAAUUAAUUAAGGGAAACAUGCAGCGUAGUAGUUUAAUUAGUGAAGGAAUGAACGAAGCACGUACGCAGCUCGUUACCAUAUUUCAACAUAAGGGUCCUAUUACCGAUCUUUUACAACGUUGUGGUAACAAACGGGCUCAGAAAAAAAGGGACAAAUAAAUUGUCACACCGAAUGAACGUGAUGGUUUAUAAAUGAACUUUUUGAAAGAAAAAAAUUUAUAAGGAAUCUAUUUUUAUCUGUGUCACAGAUUCUAAAUAUAUAUAU